ACUGAGUGUAACUGUCUGUACUUUUCAAAAUCUCAACCUUAUCUAUGAGUGAAGGUGAUGGAGAUAUUUUGGGAAAUAUUAUCUGAUGAACUAGAAGUGGAGAGUUAACAUCUUGCCCAUGUGGUUCAUCUCUCUAACUGUAGGACCAAUGGCACAAACCAAUUGUAUUGUCUUUGUUGUCUUUACAACAGCUUGAAGAAGGUCUUAUGAGUGAAAUGUCAGGUCUGAUCUUAUUUUUUCUUUUUGGUGCUUUUAUCUUGCAAAUCCUUUUUAUUUUGCAACCUUCAUGCUGCCAUAGGAGCUACUUGGUUGAAAGAAUAACAGGGAUAUGUGUGAGAAAAAAGAUUUGAAGUGAGGUUUAAAAUGCUGUGUUUUCAAGUGAUGCCUAAUUAGAUUGGAGAAGAGUUAUUUCAGUUGUAAAAGGUGCAUUGCUAAAGAAGGGAGAAACAAUGUAUACGAAAGAUAAAGCAGCAGAGGGGAAUAGGAAAACUUUGGUUGAUUAACCUAGCUGAUUGCAGGGAUGAUCCAGUCAUUUUAGAGCAUAAAGCUUAACCAUGGGGCAGAGAUCAAGUUUGGCAUCAUGGCACCUCUGUUCCAUUCCACUCCACAGCAGGAGGUGAACAGGGAGGUCUCAAACCUACAUUUAACAAACACAGGGAAGAUACCACUGUAAUAAAGGGUAGUAACCGUCUUUCAUCCAUAUGAGAAGUGAUAAUGGUUAUUCUAGAAAUAGAGUAUGAAGCUGAUAUUGAAAAGGUUCUGUUCUUUAAAAGCCAGUCGUUGACCUUUCAUGAUCAAAGCCCUGCAGAAACCCCAAAUGGAAUUAUAAAUUGUUGAUUUUGUGUAAUGUAUUAUCCUCUUAUUGAAUCAAAAUAAGAAAUACUUUGGAACUCUCUUACAUUACCAAUGCCUAUUUUUGAUAGGUAUAACACACUUUUGCACAUCUUCUGUUUUUCCCUUUGAUCUGGUGUAGGAUCUGAUAGCUUUCCUGGGAUCAGACUUGACUUCCUUUUCCUGUUGAUCCCGUUGUUUACCGAGAAAGACAUCUUUUCCUAAAUUCUAAAAAUGCCUGCCCUACCAUCCAUCAGAAUCUGCCCCUGUGGGCAUUGGAAGGAUGGAAGUGCUAAGUAGCACUUUUCCUGUAAUGAAAAGGAUUCCAUUGUCUCCCAGUUUGCCUAGAUAUUUCCUAACUUUUUGUAUCAUGUCAGAUAUGGUUUGUUGUGGCCGAAGUCUCUAGCUCUUCUCCGAGUUUAGGUCUCAGUGAAAAACUCCAUAGGAAAUACUGCAAGAUGAGUGCUGACUCAACACUGGCUUCUGCCUGAGUGCAGUCCUGGGCCCCAGAUGGAGCUUCACUGACUUUGGUGGGGCCACUUCAGCACUUUUCUAGACCCUGAAACUCGAAGAGCAAUGGGAGAGCAAGCAGUAGCUCUUGCCAAAGCAGUAAAAUAUUCCUCUGCUGGAACAGUAGAAUUCCUUGUGGACUCCAGUAAGAAUUUCUAUUUCUUGGAAAUGAAUACUAGACUUCAGGUUGAACAUCCCGUCACAGAAUGCAUUACGGGCCUGGACUUAGUCCAAGAAAUGAUCCGUGUUGCUAAGGGUUACCCUCUCAGGCACAAACAGGCUGAUAUUCCCAUCAACGGCUGGGCGGUUGAAUGUCGAGUUUAUGCCGAGGAUCCCUACAAAUCUUUUGGCCUGCCAUCCAUUGGUAAACUGUCUCAGUAUCAGGAACCAUUGCAUGUGCCAAGUGUACGUGUUGACAGUGGCAUACAGCAAGGAAGUGAUAUCAGCAUUUAUUAUGAUCCUAUGAUCUCAAAACUGAUUACCUAUGGCUCUAAUAGAGCUGAAGCACUGAAAAGAAUGGAAGAGGCUCUGGACAAUUACGUAAUUCGAGGUGUGGCUCACAAUAUUUCUUUACUGCGAGAAGUGAUCAUCCAUCCACGCUUUGUUCAAGGAGACAUCAGCACUAAAUUCCUUCCUGAAGUCUAUCCUGAUGGUUUUAAAGGACACAAGUUGACAGAUCUUGAACGAAGAGAACUACUGGCAACAGCAGCAUCUUUGUACGUGGCUGAACAACUGAGAUCACAGCGAUUUCUAGGGACUCCAAGAAUUCCUAUUGCUAAAUCAAAGCAAAGUAGCUGGGAGCUCUCUGUACGUCUAGGAGAUGGAAUUUACCCAGUUGCAGUUUCAAAGGAUGGCUCAUCAUUUUCUGUGGAAGUUGAUGGGAUGAAACUAAACGUGACCAGCGAGUGGAACCUGGCUUCACCCUUAUUGUCUGUCACCAUUGAUGGCACUCAGAGGACUAUACAGCGGCUUUCUCGGAAUGCCUCUGGAGAUACAAGCAUUCAGUUUCUAGGCACAGUGUACAAAUUACAAAUACUGACGAAGGUUGCUGCAGAGCUGAGCAAGUACAUGCCAGAGAAAGCAGCAGAGGACACCUCCAGCAUUUUGAGAUCUCCCAUGCCUGGAGCAGUGGUGGCAGUUUCUGUCAAGCCUGGGGACAUGGUUUCGGAAGGUCAAGAGAUUUGUGUAAUUGAAGCAAUGAAAAUGCAGAACAGUAUGAUUGCUGCUAAAACAGGCAAGGUGAAAGCUGUGCACUGCAAAGCUGGUGAUACUGUUGGAGAAGGAGAUCUGCUGGUGGAACUGGAAUGAAAGGUUGCCUCCACACUGUUGAGUUAGCUAAGCCUUUAUUAUUUUCAUCCGUAAAUUAAGAUUAAGGCAAUUCAACACAGAAGAUGGACAGUCCUAUGCGCGAGAUUUUAUACAGUCAUAUUUAUUUUAUCAGUGGUUAAGACAGCAAACACAGAUGUUAAAUCUUGGCAACAGAUCCCAGAUUUUUACUUCCAGAAAUACUUGUACAUAAUCUUUGUAAUUCUUUGAUUUUUCAGGAUCAAAUAAAAUCAAUAAAAUACCAUUUCUGCUUUAAAA
Molecule: messenger RNA, 2925 nt
Organism: Aquila chrysaetos chrysaetos
Lineage: Eukaryota; Metazoa; Chordata; Aves; Accipitriformes; Accipitridae
Gene: PCCA
Product: propionyl-CoA carboxylase subunit alpha
Exons: 14
Coding region: 1408-2649 (413 amino acids)
Cellular component (GO): mitochondrion
Molecular function (GO): ATP binding; metal ion binding; propionyl-CoA carboxylase activity
Source: RefSeq, a predicted model, not a curated record